AUGAGAGCUGAGUGUGGUCUGGGGCUGGAGGAUCUAUUGGAGCGAUUGAAGAGAGAAGAGGUUCCUACUGUGGCUUUGUCGAUGGUUUUGAGGCCGCCGAACCCCACAGUGGGUGAUGGCCGACCUCUUAUCCUUGAGGGCCUCGGCAAGGAGAAACUCCCGCGGGUGUUCGUCAGUGUCGACAUGAGGAUUAUCCGACCGAGCGUUGAGGAGGUCGGCUCUGACGAGCUCACAAGGUUUGCGGACUCAAUGAAGCAUAUCAGCUGGGUAGUUGGUCGUGGCAAGGCUUCUGUGCUGAGGGAAGAGACUGUGUCUUUGAGUGAACGCAAGAGGAGAGAGGAGGUCGACAUGGAGAUGGACGCCGAGGGGAUGCGCAAAAUUUGGGAGAAGUGCCGCCUGUCGCGAUAA
Messenger RNA from Perkinsus marinus ATCC 50983, 408 nucleotides. RefSeq lists its product as hypothetical. The coding region runs from base 1 to 408 and encodes 135 amino acids. The record is from RefSeq and is a predicted model, not a curated record. NCBI's taxonomy places the organism in Eukaryota, Perkinsozoa, Perkinsida, Perkinsidae. The transcript has 3 exons.